AUGUCCGCAGAGCAGUAUUCGCAGAUCUCUCCCGGUGACCGUGCGAUCCUCGGGAGCUUGUUCGCCAGCGGCACAGUGAGGCGGCUUGGAGAUACGUUGGACGCCAACGCUGCCCAGCAGCAGGGGAGCGCGACCGCGCAGUCGGGCGAGGCGGGCAACGGCCGGGUUGGUCUGGCUGAGCUCGAUGUUAACCGUUCCAGAGAUGAGCACGGAUCUGAUAACUGGCGUGUCCUGCGCCUGCAGGGAGUCUAUGGGCUGGGAGUUGCAGAAGACAACACCACCGCUGCACAACAGAUAGUGGUGUUCCCUGCGGAACCGGAGGCGGCUGGCGAACGCUACGAUGGCAUAAUACGCGAUUUGGAUUUCAACGGCAGUGAUCAUGACUCGGGCACCCACGGCGUACAGGGUCUACCGGGAGAGACCAGUGGGAAGAGUGAAGAAGCCAAGGCUAUCGAGAUGCAAGAGGUCGCCCUCGAACAAUGGAUGUCGCUUCGCGACGUGGCCAUGCGCGAUUCUGGAGUGAUCCACGACGGCAGCCUUGAUCGCGGCUCGGAGAGUCUCGGUGUCGAGAGAGUCCCAGUUAAUCCCGCAUCCGACGUUGAUGAUGGCAGUUGCACAGCUGCACACGGGGAGGAACACGAUCUCGAGCAGGGAUCCACCACCGACGCCAAUACUGUGUCUCUGCAGUUGACCCAGAUGCAAAAUUCACACCGGAAUAUCUCGCUGUACGGUACCACACCCAGCGUCACCUCGCCCUUCGUACAGAACUACCAGCUGCAGAGCGAGCUGAAUUACAACGAGUACGUCAGGCAAUUCAACACCCGUCCGGGGGCGAUCCACGGUGCGGAGGAUGAUCGCCGUCUGCCGGACGAUCUUUACCACGCUCACCUGCGUGACGUUUACGUCCAUCCCGCUCACCCUCACGCCCGGUCCCCAAUUUCGGAUUCGAAAGUGAGCUGUCGUAUCGGAUGGUGGGUCUUCUGGAUCGUCGCAAUCGCCCUGGUUGUCGUGCCGCCCGCUAUUGUUCUGGCCAUUUUCACCCACGAUCAAUAA
Tricharina praecox is the source of this 1053-nucleotide messenger RNA. RefSeq lists its product as uncharacterized. Lineage: Eukaryota; Fungi; Ascomycota; Pezizomycetes; Pezizales; Pyronemataceae. The transcript is spliced from 2 exons. Bases 1 to 1053 code for a protein of 350 amino acids. The record is from RefSeq and is a predicted model, not a curated record.